AUGAAUGUAACGAACAAUAACAACAAACAGAGUUUCAUGAACGAACAAGGUAUGAUCCAGUUUGAUCCAGUCAACAACAUUAACCUAAAGAGUAGCACCAACAACAGCUUCUUCAACCUCGGAUUCUUUCAAGAAAACACCAAGAAACCAGAGACGAGUCUUUCUUCUCUAUAUAGCACCGACGUUCACACGCGCUCUUCUAAUGUGUCAGCCACGGCGUUGCUUCAGAAAGCUACUCAAAUGGGCUCAGUUGCAAGCAACGACUCUUCGGCGUUCUUCAGAGGCUUAGCUUCUUCGUCUAAUUCGUCAAGCGUGGUUGUUAAUGACUUUGGAGGAAGGCUGUUCAUGGGGAACAAUAAUAACAGUAACCUUCAAGGUCUAACGAACUCAUUUGUGGCCGUAAAUGACGGCGGUGCCGGCGGAUCCGGCGGCAAUAUCUUUGAAAUUAAUUUUGGAUAUAAUGGAAAUAUGAGCGGCUCGGACAAUUUCAACGAUGAUAUAUAA
Messenger RNA from Eruca vesicaria subsp. sativa (arugula), 504 nucleotides. The record is from the annotation of a GenBank genome assembly. NCBI's taxonomy places the organism in Eukaryota, Viridiplantae, Streptophyta, Magnoliopsida, Brassicales, Brassicaceae.